UUAAGAGGCAGACACCAACAGUGACAACACUUCAGGAGCCACUUCAUCAGAAAGGAACAAGGACACCGCUAGACUCCCGAAAAAACAACAACAUGAAGACCAUCUUUGCCGUCUCUCUCCUGAUCGCUGCACUCUUCCUGGCCUCAGACGCUGUCCAAGUCAACGAUGGCGGUGACAGCUUCUCUCUCGAAUCGGUCAGGGUGCUCCAGGAGUUGGCAGCGCCGCUUGCCGGGAAGACCAUGAAGGCAAGCCCCCGUGUGUACAAGACCGGCUACAGCGCUGUCUGCGCUCACCCGACGCUGCCCCAGGAGUUUGUCUCCUUGUGCCAGCAGGAAGGAGCCGCCAUGCGACUCGCCAGACUGAGUGCUGUGCCAAUGGAUGUGUGUGAGAUAUGUGCAUUCGUGGCCUGCACUGGCUGCUAAUGGAAUCCUCUCCCACCCACCGGCUGACCAGGAGAAGCAAGCCCUCGCCAUGUACAAUCUGGACCUAAAGAUCUGCCUCGAUAUCCCUCCUUCCCUGACGACCACCGCAGCGAAACAUCCGCUGCAGACACACUCACUCUCACACUUCUCAAUGUGUUAUUUACUUAUCGACUUCCUCUCUCCUUACUCUCUCAUUUGAGUCUCACAAGUCACCAAAGCCAAAGUAAGGGAGCAGUUGCUGAAUUCAUAUUUAAGCGAAGAAACACCGCAGAUCCUAAAGUUAGGGCAAAACUGCUUAGAAACUGUUACUCUUUCACGGCAAGUUCAGGACACCACUUUUUGUUUUUGUUUCUUUUGUUUUGUUACAAGCUAAUAUAGUUUAUUUAAUUUACAAGUAUUUUUCUACAGCGUUGUUUACUGUUUUGUACGUUCAUCUCUGCCUUUUGUGUUUAAUAAACUGCUUUUCAAGUAA
Molecule: messenger RNA, 894 nt
Organism: Alosa alosa (allis shad)
Lineage: Eukaryota; Metazoa; Chordata; Actinopteri; Clupeiformes; Clupeidae
Product: guanylin family protein
Exons: 3
Coding region: 93-422 (109 amino acids)
Cellular component (GO): extracellular region
Molecular function (GO): guanylate cyclase activator activity
Source: RefSeq, a predicted model, not a curated record